CAUCGUAUUAUCCGGAAGGUCUCAGUUUAGGUCUUGCUCUCCUCGUGCUGGUAAAGAUGGCGCUGCGCAGAGAUCCCGCGUCUGGAAACACCCUGGAUUCCCCUGUAAAACAGAUCCAGAUCGAAGGCUUGGUGGUGAUGAAGAUCAUCAAACACUACCAGGAGGAGGGCCAGGGCAGUGAGGUGGUGCAAGGCGUCCUGCUGGGACUGGUGGUGGAAGACCGAUUGGAGAUCACCAACUGCUUCCCGUUCCCACAGCACACCGAGGACGACGCUGACUUCGACGAGGUUCAGUAUCAGAUGGAAAUGAUGAGGAGUCUUCGUCAUGUGAACAUUGAUCAUCUGCACGUGGGCUGGUAUCAGUCCACCUUCUACGGCUCCUUUGUGAGCCGAGCGCUGCUGGACUCUCAGUUCAGCUACCAGCAUGCCAUCGAGGAGUCUGUGGUGCUUAUCUAUGAUCCCAUUAAGACUGCCCAGGGCUCCCUGUCCCUCAAGGCCUAUAGGCUGACCCCCAAACUCAUGGAGAUUUGCAAAGAAAAGGACUUCUCAACAGAAGGGCUGAAGAAGGCCAGUGUGGGGUAUGAGAACAUGUUUGAAGAGGUGCCCAUUGUCAUCAGGAACUCUCAUCUCAUCAACGUGCUGUUGUGGGAGCUGGAGGACAAGUCUACUGUAGCAGACAAGCAUGAGCUGCUCAACCUCUCCAGCGGUUCUCAUCUUGAGAAAUGCCUGCAGAUGUUGAUGGACCGAGUGGAUGAGAUGAGCCAAGACAUCGUCAAAUACAACAACUAUAGCCGCAGCCUGAGUAAACAGCAGCAACAAAAACACCAGUACGUCCAGAGACGUCAGCAGGAGAAUGCUCAGAGGCAGAGUCGAGGGGAGCCGCCACUGCCUGAAGAAGACCUCACUAAACUCUUCAAGCCUCCUCAGGCUCCCCCACGCAUGGACUCCCUGCUCAUCGCUGGGCAAAUUAACACACACUGCCAGACUGUGAAGGAGUUCACCUCUCAGAACCUGGGCAAGCUCUUCAUGGCAGAGGCUCUCCAAGGCCAGGGCAGCUAAAGGGGAGGAAACGAGGCAAGCCCUCCUGAGGUGACUCUGUAACUGGUUAAGAGUAAACUAUUCCCUUAAGCCGCUGAUGGAAGAAGAGUGUUUGGGCAUUGAAAUUUUGAAAGUCCCCUUAACAAAGCUAACAUGCCUAAUAUGAAAGUUGUUGCAUGAGUAUUUGUAAAUAUUCAUGUGUAAAGGUGCAUAGCAGUAUAAUUACAUCAUUAUCAGUUAUUAAACAGUACACCAUGGACUGUAUCUGCACACAAAAUUAAGAUUUCUUUUUUUAUUUACACAUAUACCACAUGUACUAGCAAUGUCAUACAACUUGGACCAAGAAGAAAUCAGAUAAACCAGUGUUACCUUUCUGGGUUUUAUAAAAGAGGUGUUGGAAAUUUGCUAAUUAAAUGGAUUUUGCCCACCCUUGAA
Molecule: messenger RNA, 1472 nt
Organism: Colossoma macropomum (tambaqui)
Lineage: Eukaryota; Metazoa; Chordata; Actinopteri; Characiformes; Serrasalmidae
Gene: eif3hb
Product: eukaryotic translation initiation factor 3, subunit H, b
Exons: 8
Coding region: 57-1058 (333 amino acids)
Cellular component (GO): cytosol; eukaryotic translation initiation factor 3 complex; eukaryotic 43S preinitiation complex
Molecular function (GO): protein binding; metallopeptidase activity; translation initiation factor activity
Source: RefSeq, a predicted model, not a curated record